Trematomus bernacchii (emerald rockcod) is the source of this 7392-nucleotide messenger RNA. Its product is annotated as dedicator of cytokinesis protein 3-like. Gene Ontology annotation, biological process: small GTPase-mediated signal transduction. NCBI's taxonomy places the organism in Eukaryota, Metazoa, Chordata, Actinopteri, Perciformes, Nototheniidae. The record is from RefSeq and is a predicted model, not a curated record. Gene Ontology annotation, cellular component: plasma membrane; cytoplasm. Gene Ontology annotation, molecular function: small GTPase binding; guanyl-nucleotide exchange factor activity.
UUCUUCCUCUUCUUCUUCCUCACUUCAACUGCUCUCGGCAGCAGUAGACAUGGAUGCGUUCCCGUGAAUCAGAGGAAGAUGCUGCGCUGACAGGGAGGGGAUUCCUGCAGGAAUAGGAAGGUUUUCUCGUUUUUUUUUACACCAUGGAUCUGUACUGACAUCCUCACAGUUCAGCGUGUCAUCAGACCGGGUUUUGUAUCCCGCACCACGGGAUUUGUGCUUCAUCCAUCCCGUAGAAACAUCGGGCUGUGACGCAUGUGUAGCAUCUCUAUCUGCUGCAGAAACAUGGACACACACUUCGCGUCACCGGGAUAUUAAUCUAAUUUAAAACAGCUGCGACACAUGUGUGGUUAUUCCUCUCACCUGCUGAGCACCUGAAGUUAACUUUUCCUGCUGGAUCUCCAUGCAGUGAUUCCUACUUUCUGCGGGAUUUAGCGCUUUGUGCAGCGGGACAUCAUGUGGACACCGACGGAGGACGAGAAGAUAGGAGUCGUGAUCUGCAGCCUUCGGGGCUCGCUGACUCACAGUCUGGUUCUGGAGGUGGGAGAGACCGUGCAGAUUCUGGAGAAAUGUGAAGGAUGGUACAGAGGAUUCUCAACGAGGAAGCCAAAUGUCAAGGGAGUUUUCCCAGCGAGCUACAUCCAACUGAAGAAGGCCAUCGUCACCAACAGAGGGCCUCAUGAGACGGUGGUUCCUCUGGAGGAUCCGAUCAUCACCGAGGUGACGGCAACUCUUCAGGAAUGGGCUUUACUGUGGAAACAACUCUAUGUGAAACACAAGGUGGACCUGUUCUAUAAGGUGCGUCACGUGAUGCUGGAGCUGCUGGACCUGAGGAGGCAGAUGCUGUCGGGUCACCUGACGCAGGAGCAGAGCCGAGACGUGAAGAGACACAUCACUGUGAGGCUGGAUUGGGGCAACGAACACAUGGGUCUGGACCUGGUGCCCAGGAAGGAGUUUGAGAUGGUGGAUGAAGACCAGAUCAGCGUGUCAGAUCUUUAUAAGAUGCACCUCUCCAGCAGACACAGCGUCCAACAGAGCACCACACAGGCUGAUGGUCGGGGUCAGAGACACGGCGAGCCCUGCAGAGUGCCGGUGCCUCACCACCUGCUGGUCAACCUGAAGAGCUUCACCUACAACAGCAUCGGAGAGGACACGGACAUCUUCUUCUCUCUGUACGACCUGAGGGAGGGCAAGACCAUCAGUGAGAAGUUCAUGGUGAGACUGAACAAGAACGGAGGACCGAAGAACCCGGAGAAGGUGGACAGACUGUGUGCCCUCUUCACGGAUCUGAGCAACAAAGACAUGAAGAGAGAUCUGUACAUCGUCUCUCAGGUCAUCAGAACAGGCCGCAUGCUGCUGAACGACAGUAAAAAAGGUCCUCCUCACGUUCAAUACCGCCGGCCGUACGGAUGUGCCGUCCUCGCCAUGAGCGACGUGCUGCAGACCAUCUCUGAGCUGAAGGAGGAGAAGGACUUUGUGCUGAAGGUCUACACGUGUAACAAUGAGAACGAAUGGUACCAGAUCCACGAGAACAUCAUCCGCAAGUCCAGCACCAAAUACACCGCGCCCAGCACCAACUACGGUCUCAUCAUCUCCCUUCAGCUGCUGAGAGGAGACAUGGAUCAGCUCCGCAGAGAAAACCCUCUGAUCUUCAGCCGAGGAGUCGCUAUGACCCGGAAACUGGGCUUCCCCGACGUCAUCAUGCCAGGAGACAUCCGGAACGUGUACCUGACCCUGGAGCGAGGCGACUUCGAGAGAGGAGGGGAAGAGCGUUCAGAAAACAUCGAAGUCACCGUCUACGUGUUGUACGCCGACGGAGAGAUCCUCAAGGAGUGCAUCAGCCUGGGGUCCGGGGAGCCCCCCCUCCCAGAGCACCGCUCCUUCGUCCUCUAUCACAACAACAGCCCUCGAUGGAGCGAAGUCAUCAAGCUGCCGAUCCCCGUCGACCGCUUCAGAGGGUCGCACCUCCGCUUCGAGUUCAGACACUGCUCCACGAAAGACAAAGGGGAGAAGAAGCUGUUUGGUUUCUCCUUCACUCCUCUGAUGAGAGAGGAUGGAACCACGCUGUCAGACGAGAGCCACGAACUCUACGUCUACAAGUGUGAUGAGAACACGCUCUUCAGUAACCACGCCCUGUACCUCGGGCUGCCCUGCUGCAAAGAGGACUUCAACAGCUGCUCCAGCCUGCCCUCCAGCCUGGUGUUCCAGCGCAGCGCCAAGGAGAACUUCUGGAUCCAAACCCAGCUCUCCUCCACCAAACUCACUCAGAACGUGGAUCUGCUGGCGCUGCUGAAGUGGAAAGCUCAUCCGGACCGAGUGAUGGACAUCCUGGGCCGACUGCGGCACGUCAGCGGAGAGGAGAUCGUCAAGGCCGCCCUGCUGAACUCCUUCCCAGCGAUCUUUGAUGAGUUGCUCCAGAUGUUCACGGUGCAGGAGGUGGCAGAGUUUGUCCGAGGGACUCUGGGCAGUCUGCCCUCUACGCUGCACAUCGGGCAGUCCAUGGACGUGGUGAAGCUGCAGUCCAUCGCCAGGACCGUGGACAGCCGGCUCUUCUCCUUCCCAGAGUCCCGGAGGAUCCUCCUCCCUGUGGUUCUUCAUCACAUCCACCUCCACCUGAGGCAGCAGAAAGAACUGCUCAUCUGCUCAGGAAUACUCAGCUCCAUCUUCUCCAUCAUCAAGAGCAGCUCCAUGGACACCUCAGUGCAGGAGGAGGUGGAGAUGAUGGUGGAGUCUCUUCUGGACGUGCUCCUUCAGGCCCUGCUGUCCAUCAUGAGCAAGAGCCAAUCGCAGGAGGCGGUAAGAGGUCAACGCUGCCCUCAGUGCACCGCGGAGAUCACUGGAGAGUACGUGUCCUGCCUGCUGUCGCUCCUCCGUCAGAUGACAGACAUCCACUUCCAACGACUGGUGGAAAACUUCCAGAGCAAAGAGGAGCUGAAGGAGUUCUUGUUGAAGAUCUUGUGUGUGUUCAGAAAUCUGAUGAAGCUCAGCAUUUUCCCUCGAGACUGGAACAUCAUGAGGCUGCUCACCAGCAACAUCAUCCUGACCACAGCUCAGUACCUCUCUCCCGCUCUGCACAAGAACUUCACUGAAGCUGAGUUUGACUUUAAGGUGUGGAACUCCUACUUCAGUCUGGCGGUGCUCUACAUCAACCAGCCCAGUUUACAGCUGGAGACUCUGAUUCCUGCCAAGAGGAAGAAGGUGCUAGACAAGUACGGAGACAUGAGAGUGAUGAUGACCUACGAGCUGUUCAGCAUGUGGCAGAACCUUGGAGAGAAUAAGAUCCACUUCAUCCCCGGGAUGAUCGGGCCGUUCCUGGGAGUGACCUUGGUUCCUCAGCUGGAGGUCAGGAACAUCAUGAUCCCAAUCUUCCACGACAUGAUGGACUGGGAGCAGCGCAAGAAUGGGAACUUCAAGCAGGUGGAGGCGGAGCUGAUCGAUAAACUGGACAGUUUGGUGUCUGAGGGGAAAGGAGACGAGAACUACAGGGAGCUCUUCGGUUUACUAACGCAGCUGUUUGGGCCGUACCCCAGCCUGCUGGAGAAGAUCGAGCAGGAGACAUGGAGAGAGACGGGAAUCUCCUUCGUCACCUCUGUCACACGACUGAUGGAGAGACUGCUGGACUACAGAGACUGCAUGAAGGGAGAUGAGACGGAAAACAAGAAGAUCGGCUGCACUGUAAACCUCCUGAAUUUCUACAAGUCGGACAUCAACAAGGAGGAGAUGUACAUCCGUUACAUUCACAAACUGUGUGACAUGCAUCUGCAGGCAGAGAACUACACCGAGGCUGGCUUCACGCUGCUUCUCUACUGGGAGCUGCUCCACUGGGACGAGCGUCCUCUGAAGGACUUCCUGCAUUAUCCCGCUCAGACGGAGUGGCAUCGUAAGGAGGGGCUCUGCAGGAAGGUCGUACACUACUUCAACAAGGGCAAGUGUUGGGUUGGUAUCCCUCUGUGCAGGGAGCUGGCCUUCCAAUAUGAAACUCUGUACGACUACCAGAGUCUCAGCUGGAUACGGAAAAUGGAGGCAGCGUACUAUGACAACAUUAUGGAGCAGCAGCGUCUGGAGCCGGAGUUUUUCCGGGUCGGAUUUUACGGCAGGAAGUUUCCCUUCUUCCUCAGAAACAAAGAGUUUGUUUGUCGCGGCCAUGACUACGAGAGGCUAGAGGCCUUCCAGCAAAGGAUGCUGGGAGAAUUCCCACAAGCCAUUGCGAUGCAGCAUCCCAACCAACCGGACGAGGCCAUUCUGCAGUGUGACGCCCAGUACCUGCAGAUCUACGCUGUGUCUGCGGUGCCGGACAACCUGGGCGUGCUGCAGAUGGACCGCGUCCCAGACCGCAUCAAGAGCUUCUACCGGGUCAACAACGUGCUGCGCUUCAGAUACGAUCGGCCCUUCCAUAAAGGCUCCAAGGACAGAGACAACGAGUUCAAGAGUCUCUGGAUCGAGAGGACGACUCUGAUCCUGACUCACCCUCUGCCCGGGAUCUCACGCUGGUUCGAGGUGGAGAAGAGGGAGCUGGUGGAGGUGAGUCCGCUGGAGAACGCCCUCUCUGUGGUGGAGAAUAAGAACCAGGAGCUGCGGACUCUGAUCAGUCAGUACCAACACAAGCAGCUCCACGGGAACAUCAACCUGCUCAGCAUGACUCUGAACGGGGUGAUCGACGCCGCCGUCAACGGAGGCAUCGCCCGCUACCAAGAGGCUUUCUUUGAUAAGGAGUACAUCACCAGCCAUCCUGAAGACACCGAGAAGAUCACACAACUCAAAGACCUGAUGCAGGAGCAGGUUCACAUCCUGGGAGUCGGCCUGGCGGUGCACGAGAAGCUGGUGCACCCAGAAAUGCGUCCCCUGCACAAAAAGCUGAUAGAUCAGUUCCAGAUGAUGAGAAGCAGCCUCUGCCAAGGUCUUCCUGGUUUAGAGAAAUCUGGAUCCGGAGCAAACACCCCCCGAGGGAUUAUGAGCCCCGAGAGCUUCAAACUGAUGCACCGACACAGUCCCAUAGCUGUUCUGACAGCUGUGCGCCCCCCCUCCUCUCUCUCCUCCCCCUCCUCCAGUGAGACGGUGGGCAGCCUUUUGAUCCUGGAGCAUCCUGAGGACUUCUACCGCAUGCAGGCAAGCCCCUCCUCCUCCAGCCUAAGCUCCACCCACUCUGCUCCCUCUCAGAUGAUAAACUCCGCCCCCUCCACCAUCAGAGUGGGCUCUCCUUCUCUUCCGGACAAAUAUCGACACAACCGAGAGAUGUUGAUGCUGCUGCCGCCUCACAGAGACCGGCCGAGCAGCGCCAUGUACUCAAACAUCGAGAACGGACAGCCAACGAACCUCCAGAGGGCUUUGUUCCACCAGGUGAUGAUCGGACCAUGCAAACCCUGCAGCGACCCAAACCUCUCUGUGGCCGAGAAAGUCCUCACCACCCCCAGUAGCUGGAGUUUGGACAGCGGCACGAGAGACGUCCUCCCUUUCCUCUCGGCUCACGUUGGCGUCCUGGCGCCUCCCGUUCCCCCCCGCAACCUGCCACAUGGGCAACACCUGUCGAUGCACUUUGACGCUUUCCACCACCAGGUCAGCGACCUUCCUCCAGCUCUCCCUGCGCGAUCCUUAAGAAAGUCUCCCCUUCACCCUAUACCUGCCUCGCCCACCAGUCCUCAGUCCGUCCUGGAUGGCAGUAGCUCCACUCUGUCGGGCAGCGCCAGCUCAGGGGUCUCCUCCCUCAGCGAGAGUAACUUCGGCCCCCCGUCCUCCUCCUCCUGUGACCCCCCUAUCGGCCCCCUGGAUUCAGCCCCCAUUAGCGCCGUGGACCCCGAGGACCUGGACUACCAACCCAUCCGAUUCAGUGGCUCAGAAUCCGAAGUUGUGGGAGGAAACAUCCAACAAGACCUCCAGAAUAUUCACUAUUAUCAUCACUACAUCCCCCAUCUUCCGCCGCUUUACCACCUCCAUCACGAGCCCCCCGCCCUGCCCCCUAAACCCUACCUCAGAGAGGGGUGCAUCCCUGAAGAAGACACCCAAACACCGAUGCCUCGCCCCAUGCCGAGAAAAAUCUCCCAGCCGAUCAUCGCUGCGACGAAAGAGGAGCAGGCGAAGGUGGCGUGGGAAACUGGGGUCAGCGAGGAGUAACGGGUGGGAUCUAAAUGUAUAAACUUUUAAUUCCAGAAGAACGAAUAAACUCAGAGUCGCUCUGAUAACCAAACUAAUGGAACAUUUAUAUACUCGACUUUAUCAGCUGAAUCACUUUCACCAGACCCUCAUGUUUCUUCCUGUCUGAGCACAAUCAAUGUAUUCAUCAUCAUAAUGUCGCACCUGCACUGAAAAGACCACCAUCGAUGGUUUGGAAAUACCUUUUUUCGCCAUAAAAUCCCCCCUUGAUGAAUGAUUUUGGUGUCAAAUCAUACAUUUCUGAUCACGUAGAAACCAAAUUCAGACGUGAGGAAUAAAUCAGAAGCUUCUUCAUACGACCUCUGAGACCAUACCAUCGAAACCAUCUGCCAAUGGAAAACUGGGCAGUUCAUUAUGUUGCAUCCUUAGUGAAAUUACACAGACUCAUGGGAUUUCAGUUUGAAUCAUAACAUCAGACUCAUGGGAUUUAAAUGUACAAACUUUUUCCAGAAGCGGGAAUAAACCCAGACUAACUCUCCGAUCCGAAAACCAAACGAAUGGAGCAUUUGAAUACUCAACGUUAUCAGCAGAAACACCGUUUACCAAAUCCUCAUUAACGUUAGCAUCACCAUUUAUUAAUCCCUGAGGGGAAAUUAAAUGUUUUUACAUGUUGCAUCCUGUUAGCACAGUUAGCUUGAUUUAUUUUUUACUAUUUAAUCACUAAAUCCAUCGUAAUAACGUUACACCUGUACUGUAAUUGCACAGACUCAUGAGAUUUCAUUUUGAUCAUAACAUUAUCACGGGGGAUUUAAAUGUACAAACCUUUUCCAGAAGACAGAAUACGAUUCGAUACAAUAUGUUACUAUUCGAUAAGUUACGAUACAAUACGUUACUAUUCAAUAGGUUACGAUUCAAUACAAUACGAUUCAAUACAAUACGAUACGUUACUAUUCGAUAUUUAACUAUUCGAUAUUUAACUAUUCGAUAAGCUACAAUUCGAUACUUUACGAUUCCAUAAGUUACUAUCAGAUUCGAUACGUUACUAUUCGAUACGUUACUCUUCGAUACGUUACUCUUCGAUACGUUACUCUUCGAUACGUUACUAUUCGAUACGUUACUCUUCGAUACGUUACUAUUCGAUACGUUACUCUUCGCGUUACUCUUCGAUACGUUACUCUUCGAUACGUUACUAUUCGAUACGUUACUCUUCGAUACGUUACUCUUCGAUACGUUACUAUUCGAUACAUUACUAUUCGAUACGUUACUCUUCGCGUUACUCUUCGAUACGUUACUCUUCGCGUUACU